Messenger RNA from Anopheles aquasalis, 1582 nucleotides. RefSeq names its product zinc finger protein 14-like. Gene Ontology annotation, biological process: regulation of DNA-templated transcription. Gene Ontology annotation, molecular function: DNA-binding transcription factor activity, RNA polymerase II-specific; RNA polymerase II cis-regulatory region sequence-specific DNA binding. Lineage: Eukaryota; Metazoa; Arthropoda; Insecta; Diptera; Culicidae. The record is from RefSeq and is a predicted model, not a curated record.
CGAGAUGGCCGAAUCGCAAGUAGGAAAGUGCUGCGUUUGUGGAAAAAGCAGCCAAAAAUUGGUCCCCAACUUGCUUAAAAUACGUACAAAGUACUCUGGUACUUCGUUGUUCGAGUUGCUGCAGCGGAUCACGGAACAGGAUCUGGUGGAACAGUACCAAAGUUUAACGGAUUCGGCGGCGUGUAAAAGUUGUUUGUUGAAGUUGAACGAUUACGAUGCGACCUACACGAAGGCUUUGAUCAUACAGAAGGAGUUGCUGGAGUUGCUGAGCAAUGGAUCGAUUGGUCUGUCGGUCGACGACGAUGACGAGGACGACGACGGUGGGGACGACGGCGGCGACAACAAUGAGUGUGAUCAGUUGAAUGAAAGCACUGCCGGUGAUGCUGACCUGGAGGAGCCCAACGUUGCAACCGAGGAGGUGGUAUCGUCCAUCCCAGCAACGGAAGCAGUAACGCACGGGAAACCCAUCCCUACGAUAUGCCUGUCGAUAAAAUGUAGAAUCUGCGACGAAUCGUUUGCCAGCUUGGAAGCGUUGAAAGCACACACCCAUCCGACCGUGGUUGAGCUGCACGAAGAGCUUCCCGAGACCGACACGGAUACCAAGCAUCUUGUCAUCGAGCCUGUUCCAUCGAUAUUGGACAAGGUUGCGUCCCCUGCCCUUAGUUAUACCGAGGAAGAGUUUUUAGAAUAUGAUUCGGACAUGGAAAUGCCGGUGAAAGAAGAACAAAAGAGCGACACCGAGCAAAAGGACGACUCGCUGGUUAGUAGCAGCCAGUACGAGUGUUUCUAUUGUGAUGAAACCUUCCCGACAACAGGAGAUAGGAAAUGGCACAUCAAGCAGAAGCACCCGGCAAGCGGGAACCAUCACACGUGUAAGGUUUGCGGUAUAUCGUUAAAAUCUCGCGCAGCCUUAUCGAGCCACCUGCAGAAGCAUCCUCGCGAACAAGCACUAUCCUGUAAGGAGUGCAACAAACAAUUCUCCGCGAUGUCCACUCUGCGGCGACACAUGUCGAUUCAUACACGGGAAACCCCCUACCAGUGUCACUUGUGCGGUAAACGAUACAUUCACUACUCAUCUUUCUACAUGCACCAGCUAGCUCACAAAAACAUUCGGGCAAAAAAGUGUGAAAUUUGUGGCUACAGUCUCCGGUCGGGUUCACAUUUGGCGCGGCACAUGCGAGCUCACUCCGGUGAGAAACCGUACGAGUGCCCCGAUUGUGGGCAACGGUUCUCUCAAAGGUACAACAUGGUUUCGCACGCCAAAACACACCAAGGCAUCAUACGAAAACGCUCUGCCAAAAGAUAUCCGUGCACUCAGUGCGAUGAAACGUUCUUACGCAAAUUACUGCUUACCUCACACUUGCAACAAAUGCACGGCAUAAAGCUAGAAAUUAUUGAUAAGGAAAUAGACUCAAAGCAGGCCAUAUCGGUAGCUGAAUGACCGGCAUGGGCGGACGUGAACUGAAUAACUCUUCUAAGAUUGGAUUGCUAUGCAUUUGCUUGCUAUUACUCGUAAUGUCCUAUGAAGAGGAGGAUAGUUUGAAGAAAACAAUAAUGUAUUAAUAAAUCAAAGUAAAUGACC